AUGAACAGAAGGGAUCUUUCCAGGAACAAGAUCAGCGGUUUAGAUGCUCAGAUGUUCAAAAGCCUGACUUCUCUGGCAAAACUAGAUAUAAGCCACAACAAGAUUUCUACAUUAGAAGAUGGAAUAUUUGAUAAUUUAUUUAAUUUAAGUGAAAUAAACUUAAGUUUGAAUCCAUUUACUUGCGACUGCAAACUUUCCUGGUUGCCCCGCUGGGUGGAAGACAGAAGAGUUAAGGUUCUGCAGGCGUCAGACACCAGAUGUGCCCACCCCGCCGAGGUGGCAAACCUUUCUCUCUUCAACGUUUCCUUCGUCGGCGCUGCUUGCGGAGCUCAAUAUAUAGCAUGUCUGACGAGCAACGACACGGGAGAGGCUGAGUUCGUCAUCCUCUUCACGUCUCUUUUCCCUGGGAACCUCACUGAGGAGACCUGCAGUGCCCUCUGCUACGCCGAAGACCAGGACUAUGGAGGCUUCAGCGCGCAGGGGCUGUGUUUGUGUGGCACUGCCCACGAAGCGAACUCUUCCUCCGACUGUUUGCCCUUUUGCACUGAGCACUUGUCCGGGCAGGUGUGCGACGGACCGUCCCUCGUCCCCUCUCCCUUCCAGGCACGGCUGUUUGCGUCUUUCACAGCCCUUCAGCCCCGGUACAGCCUCCACCAGCCCGUGCUCCUCAAUGUCAGUAUUCCUGUUGCUGCCAGCACUUUACAGUGGGAAUUUGGGGACCACUCCGAGGUUCUCAACACCACUGGGAAUGCAGCUGUCCACACCUAUGUCUUACCCGGACGGUACAAUGUCACUGCCACCCUCUUUGUUGGCACUAAGGUCUCCUACGUGCAGGCAGAAAUUGAAGUGGUGGCUUCACCCCAAGAGGUAGAGCUGCAGUGUCCUUCCCUGCUCAAGGCAAACGAGAGCCUGGACAUACGGAUCCGCAACAGAGGUGGCACCGGCCUCGUGGUGACCUACAGCAUCACGGCAGAGCUGGGCCGAGCAGUUCACCCGCUGUGCCCCCCGGACGGCUUGGUUUUCCCGGGCAAUAACCACUGCUACCGGCUGGUGGUGGAGAAGGCCGAGUGGCUGGAGGCGCAGCAGCACUGCCAGGAGCGCGGCGGCGGCGACCUGGCCUUCGUCAGCAGCCCCGAGAUCCAGAGCUUUCUGGUUGCUCGUGUGAUCAGGAGCCUAGAUGUCUGGAUCGGAUUCAAUGAUUUUGCAAGCACUGGAGCACAACAGAGUGGUGAAGGAUUUAAUCUGGAGAGCUGUCAGAAUUGGCUGCCAGGAGAGCCCCAUCCAUCAAAUGCUGACCACUGUGUCCGGAUGGGCCCGACAGGCCAGUGUAACACGGACCUGUGCAUGGCCAAGCACAGCUACGUGUGUGAGUACAAGCCUCAAGGAAUUCUCUUAAAUGCCGAAAACUUCUAUGUGGGAGACCCCGUGUUUGCCACUCACGAGGCCGUGAAAGAUGUGGCGGAAGAUGUGGUGUCAGCCCCAUCGCAGGCUGCGGAGGUGAUGGUGUUCCCGGAGCUGCCGUUCGAGCACGACGGCGUGUUGGCCGCCCUGGAGUUCGUGACGCGGGAGCUGCGCCAGCCCGUGGCGGUGACGUUGCGAGUGCACCGGCCGACGCGCGGACACGACGACCAGGAGAAUGCUACAAACCCAGUCUACACCUCGCAGGACGGUGGGAACUGGACUCUGCUCGAAUGUCCUGCUGGUUUCCAGUGGUGUCGUUUGACUGAUCUGUGCAUGUCGCUGAACAACUGCUGCAACGCGACAGAGUGCACCAACAGUUCUCUUGCCAGCAGUCCCAUCCCUGCUCCCCUCCAGCGCAACGCAAGCCAACUUAGUUAUGAACUCGUCAAGGAAUUUCUCUUUACAAUACCAGCUGGCCCUUCCUCCCCAUAUCUGGUCACGUUCAAAGAAGAAAUCAUCUCUGUCAGGGCCAAGGAUAUCUUCAGUAUUCAGCACAGCGCAGGCUUGGGCUUCCUCCUCCCCUGCCAGCCAAAUACCAGCGCCCCUUCCAGACUGAACUUCCUAAGCACAAACUCUUCCGAGUGGGCGCGUGGGCUGUCUGCCAGCUUCAGCGGUGCCACCUGGGCACACGGCACUGCUUGCUCUCUCAGGGUCCGCUAUGCCGAGGAACAGCUCGUCCCGAUGAUCCGCCCCCACAACGCGGGACUGGAGCAUCCAGGACGCUACACGGUCAGAGCCAACGUGGACAACGGGGUCUUCCGUGCCAACCUGUCCUGCAGUUUCUGGGUCACCUCCCGGGUGUCAGGCCUGCGUGUCAUCCACCCCGCUCCUCAAGGCGGCAAGGUCUACGUGCCGUCCAACCACACCACCCUGGUAGUCAAACUGUCCUCGGGGGUGAACGCGACGGCCAGCUGGCUGGGAGACAGCCGCCCCUUCCCCUUCGAAGGGGCCUGCCCGGCAGCGCUGGCACCGCAGGUGGCAGACUGUGCUAGAGAGACCAACGACACCUGGUUCGCGGUGGUCAGCCUGAGCAGCCUCCCCGAGGGACUCAGCACCCACGUGCUUGUCGCGGAGAACACCGUGAGUUCCCAGAACAUCACCAUCACGGUGAAGGUGGAGGAGCCCAUCCGGGGGCUAAGAGCCACCCCCGACCCCGAGAGCAGGGUCCUGCUGAACACACGAGUGAGCUACGUGCCCAUGAUGGAAGCUGGGUCAGAUGUGACUUUCCGGUGGACAGUAGAUGAUAAGCCAUCUUUCACUUUUUACAACGUUGUCUUCAACGUUAUCUACCAAAGCCCAGCUGUGUACAAGCUUUCGCUCACCGCCUCCAACCACGUCAGUAACUUCACGGUCAAUUACAACGUCACGGUGGAGCUGAUGAACAAGAUGAAGAACCUGACUGUGCUGGGCAUCCUGCCGGUGCUCCCGCAGAACAGCACUGUGGAGCUGACGGCACGAGUUCACGUCGAUUCUGCUGUGGAUGCGCAGUUCCUGUGGGAUUUUGGAGAUGGUUUCCAGGAGACCCACCAGUUCAAACCUCCUUACAACAAGUCCUUCCGUGUUCCUGAUCCCAGUGUCCACGAGGUUGUAAUAGAGCACAACGUAUCACACACCUAUCAAGAGCCAGGUGAAUAUGCGCUGAUGGUUCUAGUUUCAAACCAGUUUGAGAACCUCACCCAUGUGGCCCCAGUUUACGUCCACAGUUAUUUGAUUGAAGUGAAGAUGGAGACAGAUGAGGAUGUCCUAGUUGUGAACCGUCCCGUCACCUUCAGAGCCAGUCCCCUGCCGUCUCCCUAUGGCGUGGUCUACGCUUGGGACUUUGGGGAUGGGUCCUCAGUGUUCACGGAGGACCAGCCUACUGCGACAUACAGCUACCCCCAAAGAGGGGUGUACAACGUCACCGUGACAGUGAACAACACCAUCAGCAGCGUGGAGACAGUUGAGUGCUACCAAGUGUUUGAGGAGAUAACUGGGCUCCGGGUUUCGGCAGACGAGGCAGCAGAGCUGGGUGCAGCUGUAACCGUUAAUGCUUCCGUGCAGACCGGGGACGGCAUCACCUGGAUAUUUGAUAUGGGAGAUGGGACCGUGCUGAGGAGCUACGUGCCCGUGGUGGAGCACAUGUACGUAAAGGACAUCAACUGCACUGUGAACGUGACAGCUGUGAAUCCUGUGAACUCUGUCUCCCAAGCUGUGCCUAUUCGGAUAUUUGUCCUGGAAGUACUCAAAAUAGAGCCUACCUCUUGCAUCCUCGAGCAUCCGGAUGUACAGCUCACAGCGUAUGUGACAGGGAAUCCUGAGGAAUAUAUCUUUGAUUGGACCUUUGGGGAUGGUUCGUCCAACGUCACCGUCAGUGGGGACCCUGUUGUGAUGCACAACUUCACCCGCAGCGGGACGUUCCCGCUCUCGCUGACGCUCUCGAGCAGGUUUAACAAGGCUCACUACUUCACCAGUGUGUGUGUGGAGCCAGAGAUAGUCAACGUCACGCUCCUUCCUUCCAAGCACUUUGUGAGGCUUGGUGAGGAGAUCGCUUUCCAGGUCAGUGCCGUGCCGCUCUAUCAGUACCGCUACCGUUGGGAUUUUGGGAACAACGAGUCCACUAGAUCAAGUGGUACUGAGGUCAGCUACACCUACAAGAACACGGGGGUCUUCCUGGUCACAGUGACUGUCUCCAACAAUGUCUCAUUCAACAAUGACACAGCAUUCGUGGAGGUCCAGGAGCCUGUUGGGGUAGCAAAGAUUGAACAUAACGGAACCAGGGUUUUGGAGCUGAACCAGAUCUACCUGUUCUCUGCCAGCAUGAAUGGAACCAAAGUAAGUUAUCACUGGGACUUUGGAGAUGGCACUACCCAGCCUGGCCAAAUCACUACCCACUCCUACAACACCACGGGCUGCUACACUAUUAGUGUGACAGGCGAGAAUGACGUGAGCCUCAACGAGACCCGGCUCGAUGUCACAGUGAAACCUCGGCUCCAGGGGCUCACCGUCAAUGCCAGCAGGACCGUGGUGCCACUGAACGGUUCAGUGAGUUUCGUGGCCACUCUUGUGGCUGGCAGCGCCAUCCGCUACUCUUGGAUCCUGUGUGACCGGUGCACUCCCAUCCAAGGCUCCUCCACCAUUUCCUACACUUUCCGGUCCGUGGGCACGUUCAAUGUCAUCGUGACCGCGGAGAACGAGAUCAGCUCUUUGCAGGACAGCAUCUACGUCUAUGUCCUGGAGCAGAUCGAAGGCCUGCAGGUGGCCAGCAGUGACCUACUGGAGGAUGUUUAUUUCCCCACUAACAAAACGCUCCAUUUGCAGGCAGUGGUGAGGGAGGGGACGAACAUCUCCUACAGCUGGGUAGCCCAAAAGGAUGGCAACGCUGUGCAGACCUUCACCGGGAAAACCUUCUCCUUGAACGUCGCAGAAGCUGGGAAUUACACCGUGUAUCUGAAAGCCACUAACAUGCUGGGGUGCGCAACCACUAACAGGACACUGGAGUUCAUUGAAAGCAUUGGCCUUCUGAAACCUGCUGCCUUCCCCAACCCGGCUGCUGUUAAUGCCUCUGUCAACAUAAGUGCCACCAUAAGCAGUGGCACUGGCGUCGUAUAUUCUUGGUUCCUGGAGGAUGGCUUCUCUCUUGUUACCUCUGAACCCUUUAUCAUACACUCCUUCCAAAGCCCUGGAGAUAAAGAGGUCAUCGUUGGAGCAGAAAACAAGCUGGAUUCCACCAAUGCAACAAUUUAUGUCCAUGUAGAGGAGCCCAUAGAGGGCCUGAGUAUAGGGACUGCAGAACCGGACUGCAGGUACGUGUCAUCAGGCUCCACAGUGGUAUUUGAGGGAGAGCUGCAGAAGGGGACUGACGUGACCUGGCUUUGGGACAUGCCAAAUGGCACACUGACCGGCCAGUCUGUGGCAGUCAUGUUUCCUACAGCUGGAUUUUACACCGUUUAUCUAAAUGCAUCCAAUGAUAUCAGCUGGGCUCUGGCCAGCAGGAAUAUCUCUGUGCUGGACAGAAUUCAAGGGCUGGAGGUUUUUGCCAGCAAGAAGGUGGUAGAGCCAGGGGAGCAGGUUACCUUUGUGAUCAAGAUGUUGUCGGGUACCUCUGUGAGUUACUUGGUGAGCAUAAGUGGGGACUACUCCGUGGUGCUCAACGGGUCCAGGUACACACACGAGUUCACCAAGAGCGGCGAUUACUUGGUGACUGUGACAGUGCAGAACCAGAUCAGCAUCGCCCAUGCCCAGGUGCUCAUCGCGGUCUUGGAGGCCAUCCGGGACGUGCGGCUCCUGAACUGCUGCGAGCAGGGCAUAGCCACGGGCACGGAGAAGGUGUUCGGCGCCCAGGUGGGCAGCGGCUCUCGUGUGUCCUUCUCUUGGCAGUUCUCCCUGUGCAAAGAGCAGGGCUGCUCUGUGGUCACCAUGGCAGGAGAGAGUGUUUCCUACACUCCAGAAGCUGCAGGGCUGCUUGAGAUUCGCCUCUACGCCUUUAACGAUUUGGGAGGCAUCAAUGUCACGAGAACCAUCCAGGUCCAGGACCCCAUAGUCCAAGUCUCCCUCGCUGCCUCCAACGCUUUUGUCAACAGGACAGCGCUGUUUGAAGCAACAGUGGUGCCAAGUGGCAGGGGCGUUGAGUUCCUCUGGACCUUUGGGGAUGGCUCUUCCACUCAAAUGACUACAGUGGCAGUGGCCAACUAUUCUUACCUGAGCCCCGGGGACUACCUGGUGGAGGUGAACGCCACCAAUCUCAUCAGCUUCUUCAUAGCCCAUCUCACCAUCACGGUGAAAGUGCUGGAGUGUGAAGAGCCAGAGGUGGAGUUAGCCUUGCCCCCUCAGGUAGUCAUGAAACGGUCCCAGAGGAACUACCUGGAGGCACAGAUCGAUCUGCGAGGCUGCAUCAAAUACCAGACAGAGCACCUGUGGGAGAUCUACCGCGCACCCAGCUGCCUGCGCUUGGACGACUCCAGCAGGAUCCGUCUGCCCAGCGUCGACGUGAACAGGCCCCAGCUUGUUAUACCCAGGCUCGCCCUGCAAGUCGGGAGCUACUGUUUCGUCUUCAUCGUGUCCUUUGGAGAUACCCCGCUGUCCAAAAGCAUCUUUGCCAAUGUGACCGUGAUACCGAGUAAACUGGUCCCUAUCAUUGACGGGGGUUCAUACCGUGUGUGGUCCAAAACUCAGGACUUGGUCUUGGAUGGGAAGAAAUCUUACGAUCCCAACUUGGAUGAUGGUGAACAGACUCCCUUGUUUUACCAGUGGUCUUGUACAUCCUCCUCCAAGAGCUCGGCUGCAGGGUGCUCUCUGAAUUUCAGUGCCAUGGGAGGAAUUGUCACCAUUCCCAAAGCUGUAUUAGAAGCUGAUGUGGAGUAUACAUUCGACCUCACUGUCUGGAAGGCCGGUAUGAGUCGCGAGGCAACAAACCAAACCGUGUUCAUCAAGAGAGGAGGGGUCCCUAUCGUGUCCCUGGAGUGCGUGUCCUGCAAGGCUCAGUCCGUCUACGAGGUCAGCAAGAGCUCCUAUGUCUACCUGGAGGGGACCUGCCAGAACUGCCACAACGACUCCAAACUCGGGAGAUGGGCAGCACACAGCUUUAAGAACAAGUCACUCAUCCUGGACAAAAAAACUACCUCCACUGGCGACACAGGAAUGAACCUGGUCUUGAGGCAAGGGGCCCUCAAGGAUGGGGAGGGAUAUACUUUUACCCUUCACAUCACAGACCUCACAACCGGCGAGGAAGGGUUUGCCUCCAUCGACCUGCUCCCAAACCAGCCGCCCGUGGGAGGAUCCUGCCGCCUGUCUCCCGAGGGACCGCUCAGGGCGCUGAUGGCCAAGGUGCACUUUGAGUGCACAGGCUGGCGGGACACGGAGGACGCGGCGGCCCCGCUCGUGUUCAUCCUCGUGGCGUCGCGCCGGCGUGCCGGCCACCACGACGAGUUCUGCGUGUACAAGGGCAGCCGCGCCGAGCACAGCGCCUUCCUGCCGCCCGGCUUCCACGAGAGCGGCUUCCGGGUGGCCGUGGCCGUGCUCGUGCAGGACCAGCUGGGAGCCACCGUGGUGGCCGUUAACCGCUCCAUGGAGAUCAGCUUACCCGAGGGCUUCCCCAGCCUCUCGCACUGGCUCUACAAUCAAACUGACACCGUGCUGCAGGGCUUGGUGAAACAGGGGGACCCUCAGCAGGUCAUUGAGUACUCCCUGGCUCUCAUCACCAUCUUAAAUGAGUACGAGCGGUCGAUGCUUUUGGAACCUGAGACUGGGAAUGAGUUUGAACUCCGGACUUGGACUCGGAACAAUAUCACAGAAACCUUGAACUCGCUGAAUGUGAACACGGUUGAUGAUAUCCAGCAGAUCUCAGCUGCCUUGGCUCAGUGCACGGUGGUGAGCAAGGAGCUGGUUUGCAGGUCGUGCCUGACAAGGACCCUGAACAAGCUGGAGACCAUGAUGACCAUCCUGCAAGGGGAGACCACGCAGGGCACAGUGACGCCGACGGGCAUUGCUGACAACAUCCUCAACAUCACGGGUGACCUAAUUCACCUUGUGAACACGAUCUCACAGGAAUCAAAGCCCCAGGAACUGCUUAGUGAUGCCCCCAAUUUUCUGCUAGCUCCCAAAGCUUACAACUUGUCUUCCAGCCUGAUGCGCAUCCUCAUGAAGUCUCGAGUGCUUAAUGAAGAGCCCCUUGAGCUGGUGGGAGGAGAAAUUAAGGCCACAGGCAAGCGGUCUGACCCCUUCAACUUGCUCUGCUAUGAAAACACACCCAACUGCCAGUUCUCCAUUCCUCAGGCUUUCAACUCCACCCUUUCCAACCUGACCGAUGUCAUUCAAGUCAUGUUCCAGGUGGACUCCAAUCCUUUCCCGUUUGGUUACAUCAGCAACUACACGGUGUCCACAAAGGUGGCCUCCAUGGAGUUCCAGACACACAAUGGAGUGCAGAUCCCCAUCGGGAGCCUGGACUCCGAGAAAGCCAUCACAGUGAUGGUAUCAAACAACACAGAUGCUGACGAUCUCUCUGCUGGCACCGAAGUCAUUGAAGCGAGAACAUCUGUGAACCUCAUUGUAACUAUGGAGAGCAACAACAGAGAAGCAGGGCUGCACUUCCGGCUCACUUACAGAGUCCUGAAUGAGCACUACAUUGCAAGCGAGCCCGAGCCAUUCAUCAUGGCCUAUCUCCACCACGAGCCCGCGCCAAACGAGCACAACUGCAGCGCCUCUAAGAAAAUCAGCCUGGAGGCCCUGGCUGGAAGUGACCACAAGCUCUACACCUUCUUCACCUCCCCUGUCACGGAUGACACCACCCAGAAGUAUUACUUCAACAUCACCAACCACUUCAGCUGGUCGCCGGUGGAGGUUACGCUGGGCUUGUACACCUCGCUGUGCCAGUACUUCAGCGAGCAGGAGAAGCGGUGGAAGACAGAAGGCAUCAUCCCGCUGGAAGAGACCCGGCCGGACCAGGCCGUGUGCCUGACCCAGCACCUCACCGCCUUCGGGGCCAGUCUCUUUGUGCCCCCGAACUCCGUCCAGUUCAUCUUCCCUGCGCCAGGCCCGGGUCUCAACUACAUCGUUCUGCUGACGUGUGCUGUCUGCUUCGUGACCUACUCGGUGGCUGCACUGAUUGUGCACAAGCUGGACAUGAUUGACAUUAACCGAGUGGGGGUGAUUCCCUUCUGCGGGAAGAACGGGCUGUACAAAUAUGAGAUCCUGGUGAAAACUGGCUGGGGCAGAGGAUCAGGUACCACAGCCCAUGUGGGCAUUGCCCUGUACGGGGUGGACAGUAAGAGUGGUCACAGACAUCUGGAUGGAGAAAAUGCCUUCCACCGCAACAGCCUCGACGUGUUUCAGAUCGCAACGGAGCGGAGUCUGGGGAGCAUCUGGCGCAUCCGGGUCUGGCAUGACAAUAAAGGACUGAGCCCCUCUUGGUACCUGCAACACGUCAUUGUGCGGGACCUGCAGAGCAGCAAGAGCUACUUCUUCCUGGUCAACGACUGGCUGUCGGUGGAGAGCGAAGAGAAUGACGGCAUGGUGGAGAAGGAGGUGUACGCUGCCAGUGAGACGGAGCUGCGGAGCUUCUCGCGGAUCUUCACAGCAGAGCUGCAGCGGGGUUUCUUUGAGAAGCACGUCUGGCUCUCCAUGUGGGACCGCCCGCCGCGCAGCCGCUUCACCCGCGUCCAGAGAGCCACCUGCUGCUCUCUGCUCAUCUUCCUCUUCCUCUGUGCCAAUGCCGUGUGGUACGGCGUGGUGGGCAACGUACACCUCAGCAACGGGGCUGUUUCCAACCUGAUCCCUGUUAACGUAGACACAGUGGCUGUUGGUUUGGUGUCCAGCGUGGUGGUCUAUCCUCUCUACCUGGUCAUUUUAUUCCUCUUCCGGAUGGCUCGUGGCAAGGUCUCCAUCAACCACACCGUGACUCACUCGGACCAGCAGUCCCUGGAGAUCGACAACUACCUGGACUCUUCCAUCCUGGAGAGCUCCUUCCUCACCUUCCCAGGGCUCCGGGCAGAGGCCUUCUCGGAGCAAACCAAAACAGAUCUGUUCCUGGAGGACUCCAAAAGCCUCGUGCGGUGGCCCUCCAGCGAGGCCCUGCUCAGCUGGCCAGACCUCCUCAGCGACCCCUCCAUCAUGGGCAACACCAUCCAGAAGCUGAAGAGAGGCCGGGGCAGCCGCCACCUCGGGCUGGAGGCCCCGCUGGCGACCGAGGAGGACACCUUGUCACUGGGGGUUCACCAAGGGCAGCCCCGAUAUUUCUCGGCCUCAGAUGAGGAUCUCAUACGACAGAUCCUAGCAGAUGGAGCUGGUGGCAUCUCCCACUCCCAGGACGUGGGGCCCUACGUGAGGGCUGAAACAGAUCUGAUUUCGGGCCUGUCCAGCGUGUUCGGGGAGAAGGUUGAGACCGUCAUGAUGCAGAAGCUCAACGAGAAGGGCCAGAACGUGGCAGCCCCUCCCAGGGAAGUGAGCAGAUCAGCCAAGUCAACCUGGACAGUUGCAGACCAGACAUUCAGGAAGCGUUUGCUGCCACCCUGGUGCUCCUAUCUGGCCCAUGGCAUCUGUCUGCUCAUCUUCGCCACCUCCACGGGGGUCUCUGUGUGGAUCGGUGUGGGCUUUUCCUCCAGCGUUGCCCUCAUGUGGCUCAUCUCAGGGAUAUUCAGCUUUUUGGCCUCCUUCUUGGUCUGGGAGCCCCUGAAGGUUCUCCUGGAAGCCCUCUAUUUCUCGCUGGUCGCCAAGCGCCUGCACCCAGAGGAAGAUGACACCUUGGUGGAGCACCCGUUUGUGGAGCAUGUUUCUGAGAAGAUCAGCAAAGUCCGACCUCCGCAGGGGUUUGCGCUUUUCCAGGCCAAGGAGGAGGCCAGGAAGGUCAAACUGCUGCACAAGAUGCUGAAGAACUUCCUCAUCUACAUGUUGUUCCUGCUGGUGAUCCUGCUCACCAACUACGGAGAUGCCUCCCGCAACAGCAGGACCUUCCUCCUGCAGAGCUCCAUCAAGCAGCAGCUGGGCAGCAACGAAUUCCUCCGCAUCAAGAGGUCGGAUCAGUUCUGGGUGUGGAUGUCGCAGGUUUUCCUCCCGUUUCUCUACAACAACCGGUCGGGGCAGGAGAGCUACAGCACCACGCUGGGGGCAGCCCGGCUGCGCCAGCUCCGCCUGCGAGAAGGCGAGUGCCAGCGCACGGCUCGGGCGCUGCUGCGCGGGGCGCGCGCCGACGGGAGCUGCAGCGGCUCGGGCGGCUUCUCCACCGCCCAUUACGGCACCGGCUGGGCACGGGCGGCCGGGAACCGGACAGCAGCCUGGUCCUACUCGCCUCCCGACCUCACCGGGGUCUGGUACUGGGGUUACGUCUCCUUCUACGAUAGCGGUGGUUACGUGCAGGAGCUCGGGCCUUCCCUCGAGGAAAGCCGGGCGCAGCUCGCCUUCCUUCAGCAGCACUCCUGGAUCGACAACAUGAGCCGGGCCGUCUUCGUGGAGCUGAUGCAGUAUAACCCCAGCGUGGACCUGCACGCGGCCAUCACCCUGCGGCUCGAGUUCCUGGGCGCCGGCCAGGCCGUGGCUGCUGUCACCAUUAGCCCCUUCCCGCUGCUGCGGCUCAGCGGGGGCGUCACCCUGCAGCUCCUCAUGAUGGUCUUCCUCAUGAUGUUCGUGGUCUACUUCGUGGUGUCCGAGUCGCUGUCCAUCAAGAAGGAAGGCAGGGCCUACUUCACCCUGUGGGGCCACUAUGGCCAGUGGGUCUUCAUCCUGCUCACCACGUGCACCGUGGUGGUGCACCUCAGCCAGGCCACCCUCGCCGACCAGCAGUGGCUCAAGUACCUCAACAACCGCAAGGGCUUCACCAACUUCUACCAGGUGGCCUUCCUCAACACAGUCUUCAGCACCUUGGCUGCCUCCCUCCUCUUCCUCCUGACAGUGCAGGCCGCCCAGCAGCUGCGGUUCGUCAGGCAGUGGUCCGUGUUCGGGAAGACCAUUCAGAAGUCCGCGAAGGAGCUGGCGGCGGCGGGGCUGGCGUUCACCGUGCUCAUCCUGGCCUACACACAGCUCGGCUUCCUGCUUUUCUCCUCCUCCUCGGAGUCCUUCCGCAGCAUGGGCAGCAGCCUCCUGCUGCUCUUCGCCAUGGUGCGGGGCAGCGCCAGGCUCUGCCCCGGCCUCCCCGAGCCCUCCGGCCUCUACCACGCGUUCUGCGCCAGCUACGUGGCCCUGGAGGUGUGGAUCGUGCUGAGGCUCUUCGCGGGGGUGCUCAUCGCCAGCUACCGCGAGAUGCACUUCGAGCUCUACCGGCCGGCCUUCGAGCCGCAGGACUACGAGAUGGUGGAGCUCUUCGUGCGCAGGCUCAAGAUGUGGAUGGGCUUUAGCAAAGCCAAGGAGUUCCGCCACAAGGUGAGGUUUGAAGGGAUGGAGCCCCUGCCCUCGCGAGACUCCAGCGACUCCAAGUCCUUCCGCGGCCCCACUCCCAGCGCCGCCUCGGACAGCUCCAGGGCCUCCACGUCCUCCAGCCAGCUGGACGGGCUCAGCCUCGUGCUGAGCACCCGCGACAGCCUCGAGGUGGACGCCGACCUCCAGCGGCUCCUGUCGCUCUUCGAGAUGCUGCUGGCGCAGUUUGACCGCGUCAACCAGGUGACGGAGGACGUCUACCGCAUCGAGCACCAGCUCGAGGGCUCCCGCUGCUGCCGCCGGAGCCCGGCGCAGGGGCCGGACGCUGGGCCCCGCAGCCGCCUCCUGCGCGCCAGCAGGGGCCUGGGCGUCGCCGCGGGGCUCUCCCCGCACAAACCCUGCGCCGCGCUGGCGCCCGCCGGCAAAAAGAAGCGGAGCCUCCGCGCCAAGAACCGCGUGCACCCCACGGUCAAGUAG
Nothoprocta perdicaria is the source of this 12756-nucleotide messenger RNA. It is a transcript of the gene PKD1, whose product is annotated as polycystin 1, transient receptor potential channel interacting. The record is from RefSeq and is a predicted model, not a curated record. Gene Ontology annotation, molecular function: protein binding. The transcript has 47 exons. NCBI's taxonomy places the organism in Eukaryota, Metazoa, Chordata, Aves, Tinamiformes, Tinamidae. Gene Ontology annotation, cellular component: membrane. Gene Ontology annotation, biological process: kidney development. The coding region runs from base 1 to 12756 and encodes 4251 amino acids.